AGAGUGUCACGGUAACCACACACACACAGCAGGGCCUGACAACGCCGAGGAUGCGUCAAGUGGGCUUCAGCUAAAAGAAGGCAAAUAUUAUGCCAGCGUUUCAAAGUUAAAGCGUCAGAGGUUGCUGCUGGCUGCCUGGCUCCGUGGAGCAGAAGAGCUGUGCCAUUCCCCCCUGUCCUCUCAUGCCCCCCCCUGUGUGUUAGUGACCCCGUACCCCCCACCCGCUCCUAACCUCAUCACCCCUGUCGUGUUGCCACCACAGCCCGGAGCCCCCCCUCUCACCCCAUGCUUGGGACAACGCCAGCUCACUGCCAGCCCAAUGACUGCCUGGAUCGUCCUGCCUGUCAGCCUGUCUGCCUUCUCCAUCACAGGAAUAUGGAUAGUGUACGCCAUGGCUGUGAUGAAUCACCAUGUUUGUCCUGUGGAGAACUGGUUCUACAACGUAACCUGCUCAGAGGAGCUGCCUCGACCAGGAUUCCCAAAGACAUGCUGCACCAUUCAGGACAUCCCCCUCAUCAGUAAAUGCGGCUCCUUCCCUCCUGAGAGCUGUCUCUUCAGCCUCAUUGGCAAUGUUGGAGCCUUCAUGGUGGUGAUGGUGUGCCUUCUACGCUAUGCCCAAGUCAUCGAACACAGCCACCACUGUUGGGUCAACACCAGCGCUUUGGUGUCUGGCUGCACCAACGCUCUGGGCCUGGUCAUGGUGGGCAACUUCCAGGUUGAUCACGCCAAAUCUGUGCACUAUGUGGGCGCCGGUGUGGCUUUCCCCGCAGGGCUGCUUUUUGUGUGCCUGCAGUGUGUGCACUACCGGGUGGCCGUGACCACACUCGACUAUUGGAUGGCCCAUUUUCGAGUAGCUCUGGCACUGGGAGCUAUGGUCUCACUUGUCCUAAGCGGCAUCUUCUUCAUCCACGAGAGCUUCAUCCUUCAGCACGCCGCGGCCAUCUGUGAGUGGGUCUUCACUGUUGACAUUCUGGUCUUCUACGGCACCUUCACCUACGAGUUCGGCACAGUCACCAGUGAGACCAUGAUGGCCGGUCUGCAGCAGAGCCAGCGCCAUGGCUCAGGUGUCAUCCUGGGCCCCGGGUCCCGGGCCUCUACCCUAGGCAGCGCAACCAAGGGCCUCAAGUCUCCUGGGGGGAGCAGCACAUCCACUCAUCUCAACUGUACCCCAGAGAGCAUAGCCAUGUUGUAGCUCUGCAGCCCAAAGUCCAAAAUGUCACUGCAGAGAUGUGUUAAGGGAUCCCAGAGGGAGGAAAGACGAUGGAGGAGAAGAUCUGGUAUCUUUUAACUACACUAGGUUUCCCAUCUGCUGUACUAUCUUUUAUCUUUUUGUUGGUAGGCCCCAGC
Messenger RNA from Betta splendens (Siamese fighting fish), 1347 nucleotides. RefSeq names its product transmembrane protein 150A-like. The record is from RefSeq and is a predicted model, not a curated record. NCBI's taxonomy places the organism in Eukaryota, Metazoa, Chordata, Actinopteri, Anabantiformes, Osphronemidae. Gene Ontology annotation, biological process: protein localization to plasma membrane.